AUGAAUCAGGAAGAUCUAGAUCCAGAUGGUACUAUGGAUGCGAAUGAUAUUACAGAUAUUCACAAAGAGAUAUUUGAAGAAUGUGAUCAAAUGUGGAACGAUAUGGAAGAAUGUCAGAAUAGAUUAAUGCUUGUUGGAACGGAGACACUUACGGAUUCAAAUGCCCAGCUAUCAUUAUUAACUAUGCGAAUGAAAUGUUUGUCUGCUGAACUCAAGCAAUGGCAGAAAGAAACUCCCAAAAUUAUUCCACUGAAUGAAGACGUUCUAAUGUCAUUAGGAAAAGAAGAGUUCCAAAAAUUGAGACAUGAUUUGGAAAUGGUAUUGUCUGCUAUUCAGUCAAAGAAUGAAAAGUUAAAGGAAGACUUGGAAAGGGAGCAACAAUGGUUGGAUGAACAAGAACAGAUACUGGGAUCUCUUAAUACAUUACACAAUGAACUGAAAAAUCAGAUUGUACCAUUUUCUGAGUCAAGAGUCUUGAAUGAGUUGAAAACUAAAAUGCAAAGUAUAAAAGAAUAUAAGGAGAAGCUUUUGUUGACCUUGGGUGAAUUUCUAGUAGACCAUUUUCCUCUGCCUGAUGAAAAAGUUAAAAAGAAAAAGGAAAACAUUCAAGACCAGCCUGCACAGCUGAUAUCACUACGUGACAUGCUAGAGAUUCUCAUGAAUAGAUUGUUUGAUGUUCCAUAUGAUCCAUAUGUCAAAAUUAGUGAUUCCUUUUGGCCGCCUUAUAUUGAACUCCUGUUGCGUAAUGGAAUUGCCUUGAGACAUCCAGAAGAUCCAAACCGAAUAAGAUUAGAAGCCUUCCACCAGUAA
Molecule: messenger RNA, 810 nt
Organism: Chrysochloris asiatica (Cape golden mole)
Lineage: Eukaryota; Metazoa; Chordata; Mammalia; Afrosoricida; Chrysochloridae
Gene: CENPK
Product: centromere protein K
Exons: 9
Coding region: 1-810 (269 amino acids)
Biological process (GO): kinetochore assembly; mitotic sister chromatid segregation
Cellular component (GO): nucleus
Source: RefSeq, a predicted model, not a curated record